CCACAGUUUCGACAGACUCAAGCGGCGGUUUUCUCUCUCUGUCCCUCUGUCUCACGCUCUCUCUCUCAAACACAUUCAUUCAUCUGUAGCAAUUUCAUUCCAUUGCCGUCUUCCCAACCGGAGCCGAACCCCAGCUUCUCCGCCGGCAUGACCUCCAUUACCUCCGUCCAGCUGAACUACCUCGUCUUCCGCUACCUCCAGGAGUCAGGGUUCACCCACUCGGCAUUUGCAUUGGGAUAUGAGGCUGGAAUCAAUAAAUGCACGAUUGAUGGCAAUAUGGUUCCUCCAAGUGCUCUUAUUACUUUAGUGCAAAAAGGACUUCAGUACUUGGAGAUGGAAGCAAAUUUGAGUAAUAAUGAUGCAGAUGUAGAUGAAGAUUUCUCAUUCCUGGAACCACUAGAUCUUAUCACUAAGGAUGUCUAUGAGCUGCGGAAAAUUAUAAGAGAGAAAAAGAAAAAUCUGCAGAAGGAAAGAGAUAAAGAUAAGGAUUUAGAUAGGGAACAGGAAGCUGAGCGAGGUAGGGCAAGAGAGAAGGAUAGAAUUGAAAGAGAGAAGGAGCAUGAAAAGGAUCGUGGAAGGAAAGAAAAAGAAAAAGAGCAACAAAAGCAGCGUGAGGAUCACAAAGAAAAAGAAAUGGCUACCGAUCCAGAGGGAGGAGAUAAUACAAAACAUGACGAAAAUGGAGCUUCUGCAGGGAUAGGACCUGAACCGAUGGAUAUCUCUGCUGCCCCAUCUGUUGUAGCAUGUGAGAUUCCUAGUUCGGAUGUGACAAUCUUGGAAGGACACACUUCUGAGGUUUGUGCCUGUGCUUGGAGUCCCACUGGAUCACUUCUUGCUUCAGGGUCUGGGGAUUCAACUGCUCGUUUAUGGACUAUAGCUGAUGGGGCCUCUAGGUCCAGUGCACAGAAUGGUCCACUGAAUGUGCUUGUUUUGAAGCAUGUUAAGGGAAGAACGAACGAGAAGAGCAAGGAUGUCACGACACUUGACUGGAAUGGGGAGGGUACGUUGCUUGCAACUGGCUCUUAUGAUGGACAAGCAAGAAUUUGGAGUACAAAUGGGGAACUAAAGACCACAUUGAGUAAGCAUAAAGGACCCAUAUUCUCUCUAAAGUGGAACAAGAAGGGCGACUAUCUUCUUACAGGGAGCUGUGACAGAACUGCUAUUGUCUGGGAUGUGAAGGCAGAGGAAUGGAAACAGCAGUUUGAAUUUCAUACAGGUCCCACACUUGAUGUUGAUUGGCGGAACAAUGUCUCUUUUGCAACAAGUUCAACAGACAACAUGAUAUAUGUUUGCAAAAUUGGAGAGACCCGACCUGUCAAAACUUUUGCAGGCCAUCAGGGUGAAGUGAACUGUGUCAAAUGGGAUCCAACAGGUUCAUUGUUGGCCUCUUGCUCUGAUGAUAUUACUGCAAAGAUAUGGAGUAUGAAACAUGACAAAUACCUUCAUGAUUUGAAGGAGCACUCUAAGGAAAUAUAUACUCUCAGAUGGAGCCCAACGGGACCUGGCACGAAUAAUCCUAAUCAGCAAUUAGUUCUUGCAAGUGCAUCAUUUGAUUCAACGGUAAAAUUGUGGGAUGUGGAAUUGGGAAAGCUGAUCUACAGCUUGAAUGGACACAGGGGUCCUGUAUACUCCGUUGCAUUCAGCCCCAAUGGGGAGUACCUUGCAAGCGGGUCUCUCGACAAUUCCGUCCACAUCUGGUCUCUCAAGGAGGGCAAGAUUGUGAGGACAUACACAGGCAGUGGAGGUAUAUUCGAGGUCUGUUGGAACAAGGAAGGUGACAAGAUUGCAGCAUGUUUCGCAAACAACACGGUCUGCGUCUUGGACUUCAGAAUGUAAAUCCUUGCUUCCCCCAGAAUGAUUCGUAGGGUUUCUGGUGGAUGAGAAGUGUAAUGUAUGCUUAACCAUCGUCAGGGAGUAGUUAGAUUUCUAGCAGCUGAUCAUUUGCCAUUUGCCGUUUGCCGUUUGCCUUGUUUAUGAUUAGAAGUGAAAGCUCCAAGUUACUGUCAGAGGUGGGAGUAGUAGGAAACUUUGUGUAUAUGUAGCUGCGAAAUUGUAAUCAAUCAUUGCAUGCUCCUAAUUGAUUUGCAAAUUGUGCGCUCCAUUCUGUUA
Punica granatum (pomegranate) is the source of this 2109-nucleotide messenger RNA. Lineage: Eukaryota; Viridiplantae; Streptophyta; Magnoliopsida; Myrtales; Lythraceae. The record is from RefSeq and is a predicted model, not a curated record.